ACUCAGUCAUGAGCUCAGGGAGCGCGGCGUGAGGACCAGCAGCCAGUGCCAUGCAGGGCUCCUGCCGCCGGCCCGGGCUGGCUCCGAGGGGACGGCGUGGGCACAGCCCGGCCGGGCAGCUCUGAGGGACCGCGGCUGGCUGGGGGUGCAAGAAACCCUGCUGGAGCCGCUGCAGGACGGCGUGAGUCGGUUCUGAGAGGCUGCUGUGCCCGACCCGGCUCGGCGCGGCUCAGCUGCUCUCCCUGCUGCGCCGAGGAUCGGCUGGGAUGGAGCAGAAGUGAAUGUGGGAUGCGGAGCCGCGGCUUCCCGGGAGCGGAACUCGCUGGAUGUUCUCAGGGUUGGAGGUCUCCACCGUGCUGGUGAUGUUCAGCCCGUCCUCUGCCGUGACGCCGUGCACCUCCCCGCGGGUGCCCCAGGCCGUCCCCAUGGACCUGCGGAUCGGGCAGCGCGUGGUCAAGCCCCAGGACACGGCGCUGCUGGCCCUGAAGCAGCAGCAGCUGCAGCACCAGCUCUUCCUGGCCAGCCUGCACCAGCAGCAAGUGGAGCAGCUCGCCCACCAGCACGUCAGGGUGGCCAUGGAGUCCCCACACCGCGAGGCUGAGCCGGGCCAGCAGGAGCAGGAGCUGCGGCAGAUCCUCAACAAGGACAAGAGCAAGCGCAGUGCCGUGGCCAGCACGGUGGUGAAGCAGAAGCUGGCUGAGGUCAUCUUGAAGAAGCAGCAGGCGGCUCUGGAGAGGACCAGCAACCCCCCCGCUGCAGCCCUGCCCUACAGGUCUCUGGAGCCCCUGGAGCCCGAGGGUCCCUCCCCUGCCAUGCUCAGCACGUUCCUGUCCCCUGUGCCCAGCGCUGCUCUCGACACCCCCGAGCAUUUUCCACUGCGGAAAACAGUGUCCGAGCCCAACCUGAAGGUUCGGUGCAAGCCCAGGAAGUGCCUGGACCGGCGCAAGAACCCCCUGACCCGCAAGGAGAGCGCGCCCCCCUCGCUGAAGAGGCGCCCGCCCGACGCCAUCGACUCGUCCCCCAGCAGCAGCAGCACCCCCGUGUCGGGCUGCAGCUCUCCCAACGACAGCCUGCCCGCCGAGCACGCCGCGCUGCCCGCCGCCCCGGGCGUGGCCCACGAGGCGCCGCUGGCGCAGCGGCUGCUGCUGCAGGAGAGCUCCCUGGCGCAGUUUGCCCUGCAGAGCGCGGCCUCCCUGCCGGCCAUCACCCUGGGGCUGCCGGCCACCACCGGCGCCAGGGCCGAUGCGGAGCGCCGGGCGCUGCCCGGCCUGGCUCACCGGGUGCCGGUGCUCAACGGGCCGGUGCUGCCGGGCGCGCACCCGCCCGUCUUCAUCCCGGCCGGCCUGGAGCAGCGCGAGCCCGGCAGCCCCCUGUCCCCGCGGCUGCAGCCCGUCAUCAUCCUCGAGCCCUCGGUCACCCACGCGCCGCUGGUGGCGGGUGAGUGUCCGCCUGGGGACAUGGGGACCGUGGCAGUGGCAGCCGAUGCGGAGCGCCGGGCGCUGCCCGGCCUGGCUCACCGGGUGCCGGUGCUCAACGGGCCGGUGCUGCCGGGCGCGCACCCGCCCGUCUUCAUCCCGGCCGGCCUGGAGCAGCGCGAGCCCGGCAGCCCCCUGUCCCCGCGCCUGCAGCCCGUCAUCAUCCUCGAGCCCUCGGUCACCCACGCGCCGCUGGUGGCGGACGUGAAGAACUUUCUAGAAAUGCCUUUUUCACGCCGCUGCUCGCUGUCCCCUCGGCUGCAGCGCAUGGCCAAGUCCAGCGAGAAGCCCCGGCUGCGGCAGAUCCCGUCCUCGGAGGACAUGGAGGCCGAGGGGACCCUCCCGGAGGGGACCCUGCCGGAGGGGGACCCCAGCAGGGCGCGGCUGGAGCCCCCCCGGCCCGGCAGCAGCGGGAAGGAGCCCGAGAGGACGCAGAAGAUGGGGCAGCCCCCGGAGGAGCUGGUCCUGCAGCAGGCCUUCCUGUGGGACUCCUUCCAGCGGGUGCAGCAGCAGCUCCUCAAGCGCCAGCCCUUGGCCGACCCCCCCGUGCUCCCCCCCGGCCACCGGCCGCUGUCCAGGGCUCAGUCGUCCCCAGCCACGGCCACCGUGUCCCUCCCUGCCCAGGACACCAAGGCGCUGGCCCUGCCCGUGCAGGAACAGCCGCCCAAGCCACACUUCACCACAGGGCUGGUUUACGACUCGGUGAUGCUGAAGCACCAGUGCUCCUGCGGGGACAACAGCAACCACCCCGAGCACGCCGGCAGGAUCCAGAGCAUCUGGUCCCGCCUGCAGGAGCGGGGCCUGCGCAGCCGCUGCGAGUGCCUGCGGGGCCGCAAGGCCACCCUGGAGGAGCUGCAGUGCGUGCACAGCGAGCGCCACGUGCUGCUCUACGGCACCAACCCCCUCAACCGCCUCAAACUGGACAACGGCAAGCUGGCAGGGAUCCUGUCCCAGAGGACGUUUGUGAUGCUGCCCUGCGGAGGGGUGGGGGUGGACAGUGACACCAUCUGGAACGAGCUGCACUCGUCCAACGCCGCGCGCUGGGCCGCGGGCAGCGUCACCGAGCUGGCCUUCAAGGUGGCCACCAGGGAGCUGAAGAACGGCUUCGCCGUGGUGCGGCCGCCCGGACAUCACGCGGAUCCUUCCACGGCCAUGGGAUUCUGCUUCUUUAACUCGGUGGCCAUCGCUGCCAGGCAGCUGCAGCAGAAGGGGAAGCUCAGCAAGAUCCUCAUCGUGGACUGGGACGUUCACCACGGCAACGGGACCCAGCAGAUUUUCUACAGGGACCCCGAGGUUCUCUACAUCUCCCUGCACCGCCACGACGACGGCAACUUCUUCCCGGGCAGCGGCGCCGCCGACGAGGUGGGCGCUGGCCCCGGCGAGGGCUUCAACGUCAACGUGGCCUGGGCUGGAGGGCUCGACCCCCCCAUGGGGGACCCCGAGUACCUGGCUGCCUUCAGGACCGUGGUGAUGCCCAUUGCCCACGAGUUCUGCCCCGACGUGGUGCUGGUGUCGGCCGGCUUCGACGCAGCCGAGGGCCACCCGCCCCCCCUGGGGGGCUACAAAGUCUCUGCCAAGUGUUUUGGCUACAUGACCAAGCAGCUGAUGAGCCUGGCAGGGGGGGCCGUGGUGCUGGCACUGGAGGGGGGACACGACCUCACGGCCAUUUGUGACGCGUCCGAGGCCUGCGUGUCCGCCCUGCUGGGCCACGAGCCGGAGCCACUCCCCGAGGACAGCCUGAGGCAGAAGCCCAACGCCAACGCCGUGCGCUCCCUGGAGGCCGUGAUCCAGGUCCAGAGCAGAUACUGGGUGGCCGUGCAGCGCUUCGCCUCCAAGCUGGGCUGCUCCUUCCUCGAGGCUCAGCACCACGAGGCCGACGAGGUGGAGACGGUGACGGCCCUGGCGUCCCUCUCGGUGGCCGUGAUGGUGGAGAAGAGGGCACAGGAGGAGCCCAUGGAGCAGGAGGAGCCCAUGAACCAGUGACACUUGGGGACGGUCCCCGGCGUGGCCGGAGCCCCCGAAGACCCCGAUCCCGUUUGUCCCCCUCGCUCCCGAGGCCCUGGGCGGGCCUGGACUCCUGGAAGGGACAUUCCCGAAUCCAACGGGACGGGACCACGGAGAGCCCCGAGCCCAGACUGUGCCCACAGCCCCCCUCCAAUUUUGGGACCCCUCGAGGGGGGUGAAACCCCCCAGCCCUGCGGCACUGACCCCCCGAUCCCGGGACCUCCUCACCGGGCAGGGAUGGACGUUGGGACCACCCUGGGGACGGCUCCCAGAGCCUGGGAGGAGCAUCCCAGGGUUUGCUGGCUGGGAUGGGAUCUCUGCACCUUCUCCAGAGGUUCCCUGGCUCCCCUCGCCCUGCUGGGCCACGGGGAUGGAGCGGCAGGGACGGGGACGGGAGCUCGGGAGCGUCCCCAGGAAGGUUUGGGGCAUCCCAAAGAAGAUUUGGAGCUCCCCAAGGAAAGUUUGGAGCCUCCUGGGGUUUGGGGCAUCCCAAGGAAUAUUUGAAGCCUCCCAAGGACAGCUUGGAGCCCCCCAAGGAAGAUUUGGAGCCCCCCCCCAAGGAAGGUUUGGGGCACUCCAAGGAAGAUUUGCAGCCCCCCAAGGAAGGUUUGGAGCCCCCCAAGGAAGAUUCGGAGCCUCCCAAGGAAGGUUUGGGGCACUCCAAGGAAGGUUUGGAGCCUCCCAAGGAAGGUUUGGAGCCUCCCAAGGAAG
Molecule: messenger RNA, 4190 nt
Organism: Onychostruthus taczanowskii (white-rumped snowfinch)
Lineage: Eukaryota; Metazoa; Chordata; Aves; Passeriformes; Passeridae
Gene: HDAC7
Product: histone deacetylase 7
Exons: 25
Coding region: 282-3458 (1058 amino acids)
Biological process (GO): chromatin organization; negative regulation of transcription by RNA polymerase II
Cellular component (GO): histone deacetylase complex
Molecular function (GO): histone deacetylase activity
Source: RefSeq, a predicted model, not a curated record